AUGACAAGCAGUAUGACUUCUUCUUCCUCUGAUAUUGAGAAGGUUAGAAAUAUUUCAACCGAAGUCUCCAAGACUGAUUCAGAUGCUAUUGGUAAAAACAUUCAAGAUGUUUAUGCAGAUGAUGAUUUCAUUACUUUAGGUCCACAUACUUAUAGACGUACUGAUCUUUUAAACGUAUUGAAACCAAAUGAUGGUACUAAUCCAUAUGUUAAUGCUUACCCACCUCCACCUUCUAAUAGAAGAGUAUUAGGUAACCCAGUUCCAUUAGGGUUAGCUUCUUUCUCUUUAUCAUGUUUAACUUUAUCUUUAUGUAAUGCUAAUGUUCGUGGUGUCACAAAUGUUAAAGUAUUAAUCAGUUUAUUCAUGUUCUUUGGUGGUGCUAUUGAAUUGUUUGCAGGUUUAUUAUGUUUUGUCACUGGUGAUACUUAUGCAAUGACCGUUUUCAGUUCUUUCGGUGGGUUUUGGAUCUCUUGGGGUUGUAUCAAUACUGAUCAAUUCCAUAGUAUUACAGGCUAUGGUGAUGAUACUACAAUGUUUGAUAAUUGUGUCGGAUUUUUCCUUGCAGGUUGGACAGUAUUCACCUUUUUGAUGCUAAUGUGUACUUUAAAGAGUUCAUGGGGUUUAUUCUUAUUGUUAUUAUUUUUAGAUUUAACUUUCUUAUUGUUAUGCAUUGGUAGUUUCAUUGAUGAUAAUAAUGUUAAAAUGGCUGGUGGGUAUUUCGGUAUUUUGUCAAGUUGUUGUGGUUGGUAUUCAUUAUAUUGUAUGGUGGUUACUCCAGAAAAUUCAUAUAUCAAUUUGAAUGCAACUAUGAUGCCUCAUGCUCCAACUGUAUAA
Maudiozyma saulgeensis is the source of this 834-nucleotide messenger RNA. Lineage: Eukaryota; Fungi; Ascomycota; Saccharomycetes; Saccharomycetales; Saccharomycetaceae. The record is from the annotation of a GenBank genome assembly.